AUGAAAUGGCUAUAUAUUUGUACAGUUAACUGCAAAUAUGAAGUGGUGCGAAGGGUAUCAAAGCGGUUAAACUUUAAAGAAGUUAGUGAGGAUGAGGAAUGGAAUCUGUACUGGACAGAUUACUCUGUGGCCCUGGAGAGGGUGAUGGAAAUGAAGAAGUAUCAGAAAAUCAAUCAUUUUCCGGGCAUGAGUGAAAUCUGUCGGAAAGAUUUACUAUCCAGGAAUUUGAACAGAAUGGUGAAACUCUUCCCAAAAGACUACAAUAUCUUCCCUAGAUCAUGGUGCCUGCCUGCAGAUUAUGGUGACUUCCAAGCUUUUGCUAGGCAAAAGAAGAGCAAAACUUAUAUUCUCAAGCCAGAGAGUGGGUGCCAAGGCAAGGGAAUAUGGGUGACCAAAAACCCCAAGGAAAUCAAACCCAAUGAACAUAUGGUUUGUCAGCAAUAUAUUUCAAGGCCUUUCUUGAUUGAUGGCUUCAAGUUUGACCUUCGUGUGUACACUCUUGUCACAUCCUGUGAUCCAUUUAGGAUAUUUGUCUUUAAAGAUGGUCUUGCCAGGUUUGCCACAACCAAGUACACUGAACCUCAUGGAAAUAAUGUGGACAAUGUUUAUAUGCAUCUAACUAACUAUGCCAUCAACAAGCACAGUGAAGACUUCAUCAGAGAUGAUGAAGAGGGUGGAAGUAAGAGGCGUAUCAUUACAAUGAACAAGUGGCUAACACAUCAUGGAUACAAUGUUGAAAAAAUGUGGAAUGAUAUUGAUGACGUCUUGAUUAAAACACUGAUAUCUGCCCAUCCCAUACUUAAGCAUAAUUACAGGACUUGCUUUCCUAAUCAUGUAAAAGGGAGUGCUUGUUUUGAGAUAUUGGGCAUGGAUGUGCUGUUAGACAGGAAACUAAAGCCAUAUAUUCUGGAGGUGAACCACUCUCCAAGCUUCCACACAGAUGCAAAGCUAGACAAGGAAAUCAAGGAGGCCUUGAUCUAUGACAGUCUGAACCUGAUCAACUGUGGUGCUGUUGACAAGCGCAAGUGCAUUGAAGAGGAGCGCAGGAGAAUCAAAGAGAGGCUGUUCCAGAGACAGGGGUACAAGAAAGAGUCUAAAGAAGAGCUGGAGCAGGCUCAGCAAGAGUGGCUGGAGUCACUGACCAAGUACGAGGACCAGCAUCUGGGCAAUUUUCGUAGGAUCUACCCAGCACAUGGCACUGACAAGUAUGACAAGUACUUCCAACACAGUGCAGGGUCUCUUUUCCAGGAAACUGCAGCUUUCAAAGCCAGGAGUGAAUGUGCAAGGCAACAGAGAGAGGAGAUUUUAAGAAAGAAAGAAAAGAUGGAGAUGAUGCUGAACAAAAACAAGAAGGCAGCUCGUCCAGAGAGUCCUGGGAGUAGAAAAAGGAGAUUAAAACGUCCCAGUGUUCCCAGGAGACAGUUGGCCUCCUCCAGGCAGGGUGCUGAGGGCACAGAGCAUGUUAACAUUGAAAGUGAACUGAUAGACACCACCAAACCAUUAGACAUUCUGGAGGAGGAAGAGCUGGAGCGGAUCAGUGGUCUACUCCAGCGUGACAACCUGGUGCGGGGCUUGGGGAUAGUAGAACACGUGUACAGGCUACUGCACUGUACCCCAGGCACCAUGGGCGUAAUGAAGAGCAACGACCCUCGGCAGCAGUUUGGCAUCAAUAAUUUACAAAAAUACAGUGCAUACCGGGAGGUGCUCUCUGCAUCUCGGUAUCGCCAGCGGGGCCUAGAUAAUCGGUUGUACAUCUUUGAUGAUUCUAAAGCUGACAAAUUGACUAUUAACUUUGGGACAUCAUCAUUGGGAAAUGAGGUGAAAGAGCUAGCCCCUGUUGGGAGUGAGGUGUUUAAACCCACAAAACACCUGCCGUUAAGAGUAAAGGACUUGGAGAACACAUUAACUGGGGGCUCCUCUACGACCUCUGUCAUGUCUUCAGCCACUGUGUCUGUACCUGCUCCACCAGGGCAGCAGAAUGCUGACCAGAACACAGGGCAGCAAACUGAAAAUGACAUUGAGAAUGACAAAGAGGAAAGCUAUGUGGCAACCAGUAUUGCAGCAGUUAGUCAGGAGCAUGAUGAUUUUGUGACCCGCGCCUCUCACUUACAAGAAAGCCCUCUUGCCGCCUUUAACCACAAUCCAUACACCCCUGCCUUCGGUACCUUACAGACGUUCUCUGGGCGCCCACUGCAGCACCCCAUGCAGGGCAUCAUCACACAGCCAGGGAGUGUAACACAGUGGCAGAUCCCCAGGGGGAGGAAUACCAGCCUGGGGCAGCUCAGUGAUACUCGGGGUGUCCCCCUACAGAGAGCCAAAAUCCAGAACAAGAAGCCCAUAGGCUCUGGUUAUGGCAGCUCCUACAGUAACAGCACCUCGGGGGUGUACUCAGACAGUGACUACAAGUACUCCCCAGAGACUGACCCCAGGGGUCUGAUGAGGGGGCCUUACAGUGACCUGACACAGCGAAGGACGCUCAGUGCUGCCACCACACACUCCUCACAUGCCAGUACUAGGAAAGAUGCGGUGCUUCUCCAGUCCUAUAGGGUCAGAGAAAGAGCCAUAAACCCCAGUUUUAAGGGAGGUGCUGAACCUAUGCUAAUGGGCCUCCCACUCCAGCCACAGCCACCCAUGGGGCUCCCCUCAGCCUUCUCCUUCCCAGGGACCUCCAGAGUAACCCCCUAUGCCGGACCCCAGGGGCUGUCUGUGGUGUCAGCGCCUGCACCUGUUGUCCAGAGGCCUGAACUCACAGGAAAUAGAGCACAGAAAACAUUGACUGCUCAGCAGAAUGUGGACUCAGUACCUGGGAGGUCCACCAGGUCACAGAGGAUACGAGGAGCUUCUAAUAACAUGAGACUUAAACAGAUGGAGAUGAGAGAAAACCAUGCCAUUGUGUACAGCUGAGUUUAUAAGAAUCAUGUGAAAAACUCAAUUUCUAAGCAUCAGAUUUCAAUGAGAUGGAGUCUUCACAAUCACCUCAGAACUUGCCAUUCUUUUAUGAUAUGUACCUGUGGCCUCACCUGUUACCAUGGUUUAUGAAGGAAGAUGGAGCUACAUCCCGUUGACACUGUUUCUAUGUUUUUUUAUACUGAAGCAAAGACAUUGUUUGCUAAAGUUGUUGACUUUAUCAAAAUGAAAGUGAAGUGCAUUAAAGAAACAGUUUUGUAAGAAGCAUUUGGAAUACUUGGAUGUGUUCAUGAGAGACUGAGUGUGUGGGUGCGCACGUGUGUGUGUGUGUGUGUGUGUGAGAGAUAAAAAUCUGUGCUACCUUUGAAAGAAAUUUUAUCAUGGUUAUAAUGCCAGUGUCUUAUCAAUGUCAUGUGAUUAAACCUCAUUCAUUAUUACACAGCUUUUCUAACUAUUCACAAUUAGCAUAUACUUACAUAUAUUAUUGUAGGACAGAAUUUUUCCUAUGUAGCUGAUAUCCGUCCGGAGUUUGUCCUCAUAAGGGCUUUCAAUUUUAUGUUUAAAGAUGAAAUUAUCUUCUUUUGAUAUAUGUAAUUAUGUUGAUUUUGUUUAAAGCUUAAACAUUAUCAUACCAGUAUUACAGCUCAUAUUUAUGGAUAUUUUUUCAGAUCUUUAUAUGAUUUGAUGCAAUUAUGAAUGCUCAAUUAACAGUUUAUUCUUGAAUUGAAAAGAAAUGUAACACGAUGAGAAUAAGUUCAAGUUUUUUUAGUUAAAAUUUAGUUGCAGUAAAGCUUCAAAUGUUUUUCUUGUUUUCUUAGGCACUAUUAAUAGAUAUGAUUAUAAGUAUUGUUUCUUAGAGAAAGAAACUAAAGCUAUGUAAAUAUUAAUAAAUCAAUUCACCUUUUCCUCACAUUUUAAGGAGUAUUUAUUUCUACAUAAUUAUUCUUAAUGUGUAUUAUUUUCCAAAUGUUUUUGAAUGCUUUAAAUCCCUCUUAAUAAAAAAGUAUAACAGUU
Molecule: messenger RNA, 3921 nt
Organism: Lingula anatina
Lineage: Eukaryota; Metazoa; Brachiopoda; Lingulata; Lingulida; Lingulidae
Product: tubulin polyglutamylase TTLL13-like
Biological process (GO): protein polyglutamylation; microtubule cytoskeleton organization
Cellular component (GO): ciliary basal body
Molecular function (GO): tubulin binding; tubulin-glutamic acid ligase activity
Source: RefSeq, a predicted model, not a curated record